CCUUUUCAAAAUCACCUCUUUCUCACACUUCCCCAUUUUCAUUGCUACUGCACUCUCUUUGUCUCUCUUCCCCUUUCUCUCUCUAAAUGAAAAAGGUCACAAAAAUUUCUCACUACUUGUGAAAACUUCAUAAGAGCCAAAGUGGUAUUUGUGUCUGUACACAAAGCCCCUUGUGUCAGGGAAUGAAUGGUUCCAACGCCAAUACCAGUCUGCUUUCUGCUUCUCUGCUCUGCAACCCCUACAGUUACCUCUCUCUCUGUGUAAGUACUUCGCCCCAUUAUUUUUUACCCCUCCUCUCUCUCUCUAGCUUCUCGCUCAAGACACAUUCUGUCUCCUUCUCUAGUCACACUCUCUAGACUCUCGGCAGACUGUAUUUUUUUCUCUUUAGAAACGCACAAUCUCUAUCUAGAGAAUAGAGACACACUUUCUCUCUCUUCUGCUGUGUCACGGCACACAGAAGACAUGGGUUUUUGCCAUUGUUUGACUCCCUGAGUUGUGGGCACAUUAAAUAAUUGCCCCCUUUUUGGGGGCUUCUAUAUGCUCUUCUCAAACCUGGUAUUUCUAGCUGGCUUUUUCCUGUUCCUCUUCCUGUUUUCUGGUUUUCUCGUUUUGGGUUUUUUGGCUGUAUGUCUUUGCAACGGCUUAUGGGGUUUGAGGAGAGCUGUGAUGAUUUAAUGGACUGGUUCUGAGCUUUUGAGCAUUGGGGUUCUCUCAAUGGACUGGGAUAUCAAAACCUCAUCUUGGGAUUUUGAAAAUUUUGUGGUGGAUUCAGCCAAGGGUGAGAACCAUGCAAGUGGGGUUCAGGAGACAGAGAGAGAAGGGGUGAGAGAGAAAGCCAUAGAACAUGGGGCUGUGGAUUGCAAGGAGAGACAGGGGGUCCCUUUCUUUGAUUUGAAGCUUGGUAGGUUGGGUGAUUUAGAAGAUGGGUUAGAGAGUAAGGAUUUUAGGGAGACAAGCUCUUCCUCCUCUGUGGCUUCUCCCGCUUCUUCGUCGAAGAGGGCUCGAGCCACUAACCAGACUACAGUAGUUUGCCAAGUUGAUGGGUGUAAUGUUGAUUUGAGCUCUGUUAAGGAUUACCACAGGAGACACAAGGUUUGCGAGGUCCAUGCUAAGACUCCGAUGGUUAGAGUCAAUGGUAUCGAGCAAAGGUUUUGCCAACAGUGUAGUAGGUUUCAUAGGUUGGAGGAAUUUGAUGAAGGCAAACGGAGUUGUAGGAAACGCCUUGAUGGGCACAACAGACGUCGAAGGAAACCCCAACCUGAAUCAUAUUAUGGGAGUCCUUCAAGCUUGCUUUCAAGAUUCCAAGGUGGCCGGCUUGGCCCCUAUGUUGGCCCUCAGUUGUUUCAGAACACUAUGCAUGGUCCCAACUGGCCUGAAGCCCCGAAAACAGAACAAGAUAAUACUUACAAUGCCCACCACCACCCACUACAUGCACCUCACCUUGAGCGUCAACCCCCUGCCUAUGCAAACCCCGUCUCUCGAGGUUUCAAGACAAGCAAGCAGUUCCCUUUCUUACAAAGUAGCACCGAGAUUCUUGUAAGCUCAGGGAAUAGCACCUUAUUCUCACAAGGCUUGACAAGGGUCUCAGAUUGUGCUCUCUCUCUUCUGUCAACCCCAACUCAAUCUUCUUCCAUCUCUCUAACCCACAUCAUGCAUGGUGACCGCAUACCCAUGGCCCAGCCCAUGGUCCAUGCCCAUGGCCAUGGAAUUCAGUUUGGCAAUCCAAUGAGUUCUAACAGUGGCUCGAGCAAUGUAUUCUCUAGCUCAGGCCUGGGUGAUGACCAUGUUGGUGGAGCUGUUAUUGUGUCCGAUGCCAAUGAUGCCGAGCUUCAGGGCCAUGCCAUGAUGCAACAUCACCAUGGCCAUCAUGGUGUAGGGAGCUCAAAGGAUGGAAGUUCGUCUUCACAAGGUCUUCCUUUCUCUUGGUGAUGGCGCUUUUGGUGAUGGGUAUGUUUGUUUUGAUCCAUCCUUUCAUGGGGUUGCGGUAUUCAGUGGGCUUUUGAAUCAUCGGAUUAUUUUCUCUCUAGGGACCAUCUCAUGAGAAUGCAUUCUGAUGAAUUAUUGUUUCAAAUUAUGCAUGGGUUUUGAUUCUGGAUGUUCAGGCUGGAAUAUGUGCCUGGCCUAAUGCUUGAAUCAUGUAUUAGGCCAAAAAAGGGAGUGAGAUUUGCUGGAAUUGGGUUUUGAGUUUUUGGCCAGUUUUUGUUAAAACCUUGAAAGGGAAUACCUUUUCACAUGAGGAAAGAACUUCCAAUUUUUUCCAUUUUUCCUUGAAUUUUUGAUAUGCAGAGGCUCAGUCUGCCCUUCAAUUAAUCCAUUAUGAAUGUUACAAGCUUGAUUUUAGGAGCAGUGAAGCAAUGUAGGUAUGCUGAUUUAUAUAGCUACCAUACCUGCAUGGAUCAAUUAUGAUGCAAUUUUCAA
This is a messenger RNA of Amborella trichopoda, 2418 nucleotides long. Its product is annotated as teosinte glume architecture 1. Gene Ontology annotation, cellular component: nucleus. The record is from RefSeq and is a predicted model, not a curated record. Gene Ontology annotation, molecular function: DNA binding. Lineage: Eukaryota; Viridiplantae; Streptophyta; Magnoliopsida; Amborellales; Amborellaceae.